GCAAGGUGCCAUUAAGUUUUACAGUUAUUUUGCUUUUUCACAAAGGUUUUUAUAUACUGUUUGAAAAAAUUUUAUACUUGAAGCAAAACUUCCGUAUUUUUAAAGGCUUGUCACGAUGAUACAGAGGCUGGCAAGCGAUAUAAUAUCGGAACUCCGAUCAGAUGUAGCAUUGACUAGUCUUGCACAAUGUGUGGAGGAACUGGUUUUGAACUCAAUUGACGCCAAUGCCAACAGCAUCACUGUCGACUUGAGUUUAUCAAAGAUUUAUGUGGAGAUUUCUGACAAUGGACAUGGAUUGCUUCGAGAGGAUUUAGAUCGCAUAGCUCAAAGAUAUUUUACAAGCAAAUGCCACGACGUGAACGAUUUAUCAAAUUCCUUAUCAUAUGGUUACCGGGGUGAAGCACUUGCUAGUUUAGUUGAAAUUUCGGAGCAGGUCGAGAUAACAAGUAGACGCAGAGAAUCGAAUCGUACUUAUUGCAAACUAUUCAAAAAGGGUCGAAGCAUUGGCAUUCACGAAAGCCCCACUAUUCGGUCGAGACAUGGGACAACUAUCAAGGCAAGCGAUAUAUUCUACACGCGACCUGUUAGACAAAAACGUAUCUCCGGUAAGGUAGAAUUGGAGCACAUAAGAAGACAUAUCUUAGCCAUCGCGUUGAUAAGUCCCAGGGUAUCUUUUCAUCUUCGCAAUCGGGAGAGUGACACCACUAUCUUACAAACAGGUGCUAGUGCAUCUGCGAUCUCCGUUAUAGCCCAAGUUCUUGGUCCCGAAAUAGCGACGUCAUUCCAACCAAUUCAUCAUACUUUAGGAAAAUUUACCGUCACUGGUUUUGUAAGUAUGAAGGGCUUUCCUAACCGUAAUUUUCAGUUUGUCUACCUAAACAGAAGACUGUUGUUGAAAACGCGUUUGCACAAAGUCGCCAAACACAUGUUAUCAAGACUGCACGAAUCAAGUGCACGGUUAGAUUCUGCGUCUGAGACCUGUGGGCGAUACGCGGGAUUUGUGAUUGAUCUCAAAUGUCCCACUAAAUCCUACGAUGUCGCGUUUGAUCCGAGAAAAACAUUUGUUGAAUUUCAAAAUUGGGAUGAACCAAUCACAUGUUUAGAGGCCUCCUUGAGGAAAUUUCUUACGAAGGAAGGUGUUCCUGCUGAGAAUCUACCCUUAUCUUUAGCGCAAUGUGAUUCGGAAAUCUCUUCCGAAAGAAGACGGCUUUCGUUGUAUAAACGAUCCAUAAAAGCUUGUGAUAUGAAGCGAAGCCUUCAUUCCUCCACGGCAAAGCGAAGGUGUGAAACGGCACAAAAGACCAGCAGUUUGGUAGUUUCCUAUAAUUCAAGUAUGGACAGUGGAGACACGCGCAAUUUUUUUACUUCUUCUUUACAUAACCUCAUUGACUUAAAAACACUGAAAACUUCGCCGAGCAAUGCUUCCAGCAAGUUUCCUCGUGAUUUGUCAGUCGAAUCUUUAACUGAUGAAAAUUGCUCAAGGUCACGGACACAUAAUGAAGUUACAUUACGAGAAUCUAUUCUGAGAAAGUUAAAAAAAUAUGGGGAACAUCCAACUGCUGUCAAACGAAGUUCCUCUGUUUUGGAGAGGUCGCCUGAGUUUAGUUCUACGCCUUGUUAUCUUCGAAAGAAUGAAGAAAUGCGGAAAGAUCUUACGGAAAUAUCAAUAAACAAUGAGAAAGAUAAGAGACGACUGGGAUAUAGAAAACAGCCUCGUCAACUUUGCGAUUCAAGUGAAGCACACUCGCCUGAUUAUAUCGAUGAAAGACACGAUUCAGAUUGCUGCCAUUUGGUUGAACCUACCCGACAAAACGUGAAGAAUUUGGCAAUGAAAGGUUGUAAAAAUGUAAAAGAAAAUACCGAAAUGAAAGACAUUUGUUUCAUUCAUAGUGAAGCAGAGGGCCUUUUCCCAGUUCCCGAAGUGGCCAGUUGUCCGAAAAGAGAUUUCGACAAGAAACAAGUGGAAGGAGAUGGGGAAGUUUUCACUACUGAAACGACAUGCAAACAAAAGGAAGCAUCUUGUGGAAGUGAAGUGGUUGAAUCUUUUGGAGACUUGAAUGAAAAUGUUGAUAUGUACUUUGGCUCGGGUGCUCCAACAGCGGCCCUUGACACUGACAUGACAGAGAAUGAAUCUGAUUGGAUGUUACAGCCCAGUCCUCACAGUGGCCAGCGGUUAUACGUCAACUUGCGCACAGGUAAUACAAAGUUUGACUCGGGCACUCCAUCCCUUGAGGCAGAAAGAACAGUUCACCCUGUCAAAAUGGUGUCAUGCGUCACAAAAGAUAACAAACAGGGGGGUAAUAUUUGUCCGUUUCGCGAAUUCCCUCCUCAUCUGACGCGUGAUUUCACAAAUGGAUUGCCUAGAAAUAAUGUAAAAUCAAAAGUUGUUGUAAGCGAGCAGUCCAGUCAUGUUGCUGUGAUGUGGGAUCAGUGGGUAAAUCCUGUUUUCGAAAGAAACGAAACGCAUGUUGCUGACGUUAGUUUCACUCAGACCAGCAAGACCACGUUGUUACCACGUGGUUCCUCUCGUCCAUUUAAGUUCACUAAGGACUGUUUCGAUCGACUGAAGGUAAUAAGACAAGUCAACGACAGAUUUAUCAUGUGCUAUUUCAAAGGUGUUGAGGACUGUUUUCUUAUUGCCGUCGAUCAACAUGCAGCAGACGAACGUGUUCGAUUGGAACGUUUCUCAAAAGUCAGCAAUGAUUCAGAGGGAAGGGAAAAACUGCGAUCCGAAAUGAAGAAUUUUAUCGAGGAUCUGGUCAAGGAACAGAUAGAGAAAAUGCUCUUGUCCAAGGGCGAUUCUUCAGUUUCUUCUCUUCCAAAAGCGAUCACAAAAAUUCUGCACUCUAAAGCUUGUCACGGUGCAAUUCGCUUUGGUGAUCAUCUUUCCACAAAAGAAUGCGUAAAUCUUGUAGCGUUGCUCUCUAAAUGCGAUUUGCCAUUUCAAUGUGCCCACGGAAGGCAAGUGAAGUACAAACAAAGACCGUAA
Molecule: messenger RNA, 2989 nt
Organism: Xenia sp. Carnegie-2017
Lineage: Eukaryota; Metazoa; Cnidaria; Anthozoa; Malacalcyonacea; Xeniidae
Product: DNA mismatch repair protein Mlh3-like
Exons: 8
Coding region: 116-2989 (957 amino acids)
Biological process (GO): mismatch repair
Cellular component (GO): mismatch repair complex
Molecular function (GO): ATP binding; ATP-dependent DNA damage sensor activity; ATP hydrolysis activity
Source: RefSeq, a predicted model, not a curated record